AUGUUACUUGCGUUUGCGGUAGGGACAGUGGUGUGUCAACAGCAUGAGGGCGCACGGAGAGUUCCCAAAUAUGCGGGGGAUCCCAAAACUGCUGCCAUCUUGCAGGAAGCACGUUAUUUGAGCGGCAAUGGAGCAUUUGGUGCAGCCUACCAACAAGAGGACGGCAUUGACUUCAAAGAGGAGACAGAUCCAGAUGGCAACAGACGCGGCAGCUAUUCAUACAUUGACCCCACCGGACAAAGAAAAACUGUGAACUAUGUCGCCGGCAAAAACGGAUUCAUGGCUAGUGGGGAUCACAUCCCAGUUGCACCUCAGCCCGUAGCGCCCACUCCAGGAUACCAACCUGAUCCCCGCUACAACUCGCCCGACUACAAAGCGCCUCAAUACAAUGCGCCCCAGCAGUACACCGCGCCCGCGGCCCCCAGGAGCUACGGAGGCAAACCCAGCGUGGAUGAUGGCCAGUACCAUCCUGAACUCUACGAGCAAGAGACCUAUGUAGCGCCACAAUCGCAAUACCAAGCUCAGCCACAAUACCAACCUCAGCCUCAGCCACAGCCACAGUACCAGCCGCAACCUCAACAGUACCAGCAACAACCCCAGUAUCAGGCUAACAACAUCUACCCAGGUGUACAGCAAGCUCAAUACAGUGGACUGCCUUCAGAGCAGUAUUCUGCUUACCAGCCUGAGACCCGUCAAUCCCAGCAAUACUACGAACCCACCACCCCUCCCCCGACUCGUUUCUUCCCCCCUGGCAAAUUCAGUCUUAACAGAGCGCCUGAUGGCUAUUCCUACUCAUUCCACAAAGUA
Molecule: messenger RNA, 807 nt
Organism: Iphiclides podalirius (scarce swallowtail)
Lineage: Eukaryota; Metazoa; Arthropoda; Insecta; Lepidoptera; Papilionidae
Source: the annotation of a GenBank genome assembly